Messenger RNA from Physella acuta, 2976 nucleotides. RefSeq lists its product as uncharacterized. Lineage: Eukaryota; Metazoa; Mollusca; Gastropoda; Physidae. The record is from RefSeq and is a predicted model, not a curated record.
CUAAAGGUUCAAAGACUAAAGGAUUAACGCAAACGGGCAUUUGCUUGAGUUGGCCUAUAUUGUUGGUAUCACGUGACUUGUGUUAAAUUGUUGUAAUUCAUUCGUUUGUAAAGUUCGAUAAUGGAUGAGGAUGUGCAGAAAGGGAAACUAAAACAGUCGCGUUCCCGACUCGGCUGGCCAAAACAAGGUUUGGUACUGACGUUCCUCUGUCUCGCUGUCGUGUUUCUGUACAACUGGUUCAUGUUGUCCGCGCCUGCCAAAACCAACAACAGAAACUACACCAUUGAUGACUAGCUGGGUAGAGAGAGAGAGCUAACUUACCACAGAAACUACACCAUUGAUGACUAGCUGGAUAGAGAGAGCGAACUUACCACAGAAACUACACCAUUGAUGACUAGCUGGAUAGAGAGAGCUAACUUACCACAGAAACUACACCAUUGAUGACUAGCUGGAUAGAGAGAGCGAACUUACCACAGAAACUACACCAUUGAUGACUAGCUGGAUAGAGAGAGCUAACUUACCACAGAAACUACACCAUUGAUGACUAGCUGGAUAGAGAGAGCUAACCUACCUGCAGGGCUUCGGGUUUGUGUACUUCGUGGGGUACCGGGGUGAAAUCAAACAGAACCAUUUUCGACAACAAUGUUACAGAACAGCUCGUGUAGUUUCGUUUCAAGUUUCAAAUUCAUCUCGCUGUUGCUGUGUGUCUUUGUGCUUGUGACGUUUAUCUGGCUGUCCACGUUUCAAUCCAGCCCUAUCCUUGCUAACGAGAACGCACUUGUAGACGACGAUGAAACAGACGACAUUGAAAGCGACGAUGUUAGAACAAAUAACAGGCGGAGAUUAACCUGCGUGUUCCCCAAAGUCGACCCCUUUGAUCCGGUAAUCGUGAAAACACUUAUAGACCACGCGAAGCAUCCGUCUUUACGUUGUAACGGCUCCCUGCCGGAGAUGGUGUACCUGAACGGCUCACAGCUCGUCGUCAACCUGACGGCAGCCGGCGAGCACCAGUCUGGGAACAUCACCUGUGGGUACCAGGAAGUGGUCAUGAACUACGAGAAGGACAAGUCACACCUGAACCCCCUGCAGACGUUCACAGAUUUUAAGAAUCUUCCGCCGAGCACGGAAUUUAUUCGGACUGUCUGUCACGGCGAUGGGGGGAAAAUUGCGGCUGUCGAUUACUUCGCGUUGUUCCCGAAGCGGGAUAACGAGGACGAGAUGCUGAAGCUCCUGGCCAAGAAAAGGGUGGCUGAGUUCUCCCCGCAGGAGACGCUGAACGUGUUGAUGGUUGGGAUAGACGGAGUCCCCAGACACCAGUUUAUGCGGUCGAUGAACAAGACAUACCCCUGGCUAAUGAAAGGCGGGAAUUCCAUUGAUUUGGUCAAGUACACGCAAAUCGGGAAAAACACGUUCCCGAAUUAUCUCCCGUUGCUGUCCGGUAUUCUGGAAGAUGAGAUUAAAAGCUGGUGGACGCAUGAGGACUUCGUCGACGCCUUAGAUCUCAUAUGGGAGGAUUUUUCUAAAGCGGGGUAUCGUACUCUCUUCACUGAAGACUGGACUACAAUCGGUGGGUACCAUUACCAGAGGCGAGGCUUCAUGAAGCCACCAACGGCUCAUUUCAGCCGUCCGAUUGGCUUAGAAAUCGACAAAGACGAAAACAUUAGGAAAGGCGGUUGGUCUUGCAUGAAUAGCAGGAAGGAAGCCAGUUUCCAUCUUGACUACAUCAAGCAGUUCUUUAACAAAUAUCGCAACGAGCCGCUGUACGCGAUGGCCUUCUUGGCCAAACUAACCCACGGGGAUAUGUCGGCCGCUUGGUUGCUGGACCAGCUUAUGUUUGACUUCUAUGAGGAGCUGCAGAACACAGGUAUCUUAAACAACACUUUGCUGAUUACGUUUUCAGACCACGGGCCUAGACAGAGCUGCGUAGAUCAUACAUUCAACGGCAUGGUGGAACGGAGAAACCCGUACGCCAUCUUAACUUUCCCGCCGUGGUUUCUUCGGAAAUACCCGAAUGUUCGGAAAAAUCUAAAAACCAACAGCUUACGUCUUACGACUCAUUUUGAUGUCCACGCUACACUGCAAGAGUUGAUAUACUUCCAAAGUAAAAAGCCGAGCCCGCUGAGAAAAAGAAGCCACGGGAUAAGUUUGUUCCAGAAAAUUCCAAGCGAUAGAACCUGUGAGGACAUUCCUAUUCCGAAAGAAUACUGUCUUUGUGGUCAGCGGGGUAUGGACGAGGUCGACUCAAACACUGUGCUCUAUCAAAUCCUGCUCAACACAUCUCUCAAAGCUAUCAACUCUAAAAUCAGUGGCGCCCCCUGCGCCCAGCUGCGCCUUGAAAAGGCCUUACAAGUUGUGCAGAUUAUUCUACCGGAAGAGGCGUUCGAGUCUCGGGACAAGCUGGCGAUGUUCAGGGUUAGGCUGCAAACGCUUCCGGGUCAUGCGCAGUUCGAAGCCACUGUGCUAGCUAACAACGUUCGCCAGAACUCUUCGAUGGAAGAAAUCGCAAAAAGCCGUAUCGAGGCUGGGCAGAUCAUUGACAGAUUAAACCUCUACAAAGGUCAGGCAGACUGCAUGGACGACCCCAUCUUGCGGCCAUUUUGUUUCUGCAAAAAUUUAUUAGAGGACGAGAAUUGAACUUUUCUCUCUAGUAUUUGUGUUUCUGUUGUGCGUGUGUACGUGUGUGUGUGUGUGUGUAUUUGCGCGUGUGUGUGCGAGUACGAGUGCAGGUGAGUUGAGUGUGUAUUUGUUUAUGUAGAAAGACAAUUCACUUUACUUAAAUGUUAAUUUCUGGCAUGCAAGUGUCAUUUUCUUAUUUCUUUAUUUUUAAUGCAAACUAUUUUGUUGUUACCGUCUUCUUAUUAUAUCAACUGGCGUUGUGCGUGUUUGCAAAUAGCGCAUAUUGUUAAAAUAUCACACAUAGUAAUGUUAGUUUCGCUAAUAAUAUGGCAGCAGCACUGUUAAAAUAAGAGACAUCUA